CUUGAGAGAGAGCGCACUGUAUUGUGCUUCCUAGGGUGGCCGGGGGAGCAUGGGGGUAGGAGGAGGGCUCACUCAACUGAGUCCAGAAAGCCAGGGGAGGAGACAGAUGCCUCUGGACUCCACAGGCCGGGGCGGACAUGAAGGCACAGCGGGCUUCCCUCUGGCUCCUGGGCACAGCGUUCCUCCUGAGCGCAGCGCAUGCCCGGGGUCUCAGGAGAUGUCUGAUUGCCAUGGACAUGCGCCACCUAGGAGAGAGCUUCCAACACAUCAAAGGAACCAUCCAAGCUAAGGACACCUUCCCAAAUGUCACCAUCCUGUCCACAUCGGGGACCCUGCACAGCAUCAAGCCCUUAGAUGUGUGCUGUGUGACCAAGAACCUCCUGGCGUUUUACGUGGACAGGGUGUUCAAGGACCACCAGGAGCUGAGCCCCCAGAUCCUGAGAAAAAUCAGCAGCAUCGCCAACUCUUUCCUCUACAUGCAGAAGGUUCUGCAGCAAUGCCAGGAGCAGAGGCUGUGUCACUGCGGGCAGGAAGCCGCCAAUGCAACCAGAAUCAUCCAUGACAACUACAAUCAGAUAUCUAUUUAAAGAACAGGAAAAAGAAAAACAAGGGGCAAAGAAUGAAGAAUUUUUAAUUUUGACAAGUUUCUGAGAUGAUUUAACUGCUUGUUUGUGGCAAACAAUUUGGGUUGCCUGUUGGGAAAAUUAUUUGGGGUCUGUAUACUCUGCAAAUAUAACUGAUGAACUAAAAGAAAACCUCGUGGGGACCAGAACAUGGGGAUAGUGGGUUGAAAUGAUUACAGGGUCUGAAAGGCAGGUUCUCAUAGUCUCUCUGGUUCCAGCUGGAGGUCAGGUCUGCUGCCCUCAAGUCUCUGGGAGAGCUGGACGUCUUCCUGGCCUGGAUUGACAAGAAUCAUCAAGGAACUCCUGCCGCCUGACACAGAGAACCUGGUUGCCCAGGUGAACAGCUUGGGAGGUUUCCAGGAGACAGCCUCAAGCAUGUCAAACUUGUGGCCCGGGGGCCUCAUGCCUCGUCUAUUUGGCCCGUGGUAACCUUUGAGUUUGACAUGCUUGGCCUACCUUGAAGGGCAGGGAGAUGGGGAUGACCCCAUUUUAAUGCAAAUGAGCAUGAUUGUGAAGCAACUUCUCUGCAGAUUUGGAAUUCUCUCCUCUCGGUCUGAGGGAUUGUAGGGCAAAAUCUAGGUUUGGACGGAUCUCACCCUGUAGCCGGGAGUCCCAGGCUGUCUGACCCCACCUGAAAUAACCUACUAGUCUAUUGUCAUAUUUAUAAUGAAAUAUGUUCCUUUGAAAGGUCUCGUUGGCCAUCCUGGAGGAGAAGGGCUGGCUUCCCCCUAAUUUAUUGUGAGCGUGUUUAUCCCAUGUCUGUGAUGUGAGCUGAGCGA
This is a messenger RNA of Myotis lucifugus (little brown bat), 1402 nucleotides long. RefSeq names its product interleukin 19 (gene IL19). NCBI's taxonomy places the organism in Eukaryota, Metazoa, Chordata, Mammalia, Chiroptera, Vespertilionidae. The transcript has 6 exons. The coding region runs from base 138 to 587 and encodes 149 amino acids. The record is from RefSeq and is a predicted model, not a curated record.